AUGGACAGUGACAAAACAUCCUCCGACAACGAAGAAUCCGCCCUUAUUCAAGGUGUCGAAGACGGCGAGUUCACAACUUAUAUUUCGACCCGGGACGUGAUCACAGUGCCAACGUCGGUGUACAGCGUGACUCCGCUGACAACAGCUGAUGUUCCGUUGGAUCACGCCGCCGUCGCGGGCGACCAGGGCCAGGAAAUGACCGUCAAGCACGAGCUCAACCCCCAAGAAUAUGUCAGCAAUGUGUAUGUUAAAGAUGAGCGCGAUUACGACGAUUUAGAGGAAAAAUGUCAAGCAGCCAUUCCGAUAAAAAUUCUUUACACGAUGCCUUCGACCAGCAGUUCUCUCAAUGCUCUUCGCGAGCCAUCGCCUUCCAGUCAUCACGUGAUCGAGACUGUUCCCAUCGACAAUGAAGGAGAUGACGCAGACAAAGACGUAGACAAGGAUGGCGACAGCGACAAGCCAAAGAAACAGCGACGUCAGCGAACCCACUUCACUUCUCAACAACUCCAGGAACUCGAAAGUCUAUUCGCGAGAAAUCGAUAUCCAGACAUGAGCACUCGGGAAGAAAUUGCUAUGUGGACGAACCUGACUGAAGCCCGCGUUCGAGUUUGGUUCAAGAACAGACGAGCCAAGUGGCGAAAGCGAGAGCGAAACCAGAUGAACGACAUGCAGCGAUUUCCCGGCUUCCCAGGCAUGACUACUUACGAACCCUCCCUCUACGGCAGCGUCGGCGACUACUCGAAAACCGGCUACGCCUGGCCCGGCAUGUCUCCCAGCAGCCUCAGUGGAAGCUUGAAAACGUCGCUGACACCUGGCGUUUCCUUUCCCUGGCCCUCCAUCCCAAACCCACUUGCUCAGAGCCCGACUCAGCUUUUCCAGCACAACAUGGCCGUCACCUCCCAAGCAGCUGGCCUGACGAAUCCUUCAAUGUCGCUCAACUCGCUCGGAUCAGCUGUUUCGAACGGCUACUCGACCUCCUCCCCGACAGGACUCGCCGCAAGUCCCUACGCCGCACUCGGAUAUAGAAAUGGACCGAGCCUGUCACCGAGCGAGCAUCUGCUGGGUCAAUCGCUGCGCAAAUCGCCUAGUUCACUUUCUAACACGUCGUCACCGUCCGCGACGCUGGUGCCGUCCGCGACCUCGUCAGCGUCCGCGUCGGCGCCGGUCGGUGGUGCCGCUGGAGCCCUGCCAGCCAGCGCGGCCACCCCACCUCACUACCCUUCUCUAGCCACCCCUUACUCAGCUGCUUCGACCCUCAGCGCCAGCCCGACGCUGGGACAGUACAACUUGAACGGUGCAGCAGCCAACGGAACAAGAUAG
Molecule: messenger RNA, 1320 nt
Organism: Oikopleura dioica
Lineage: Eukaryota; Metazoa; Chordata; Appendicularia; Copelata; Oikopleuridae
Source: the annotation of a GenBank genome assembly